GCCGUUGGGCUGGCUGCUCUGUGUCCCCGUCCUGGCUGAGCAGGAGUUGGCGAGCCACAGGCACUUUCUUCUUCCCCUGGGCUGAGUGGAAACUGGCAAUCCUGCAGAUUGGGAGCCAAACUGGAACUCCUUCCAUCUGUGUCCAGUCAUACAAGGAUUUGGAUGGGCUCCAAAGGAAGGUCUUACAGAGCACUUAAUCAAGUGCCCCGGAGGUUACAUUUCAGGAAAGCUCUCUUGGAUCCAAGACAAAGGCGGGGUGUAAAAAGCGAAAACAAGAGUCGCCUGAGUCAGAGGUCCUUUGGUCUCCUCCUCACUCAAGACCGCGCUUCUCUCCCAGAUGAAACAGCUCGGUGCCAUGGCUCCGGGGCAGAACCAGUCAGUGGAAUACUACUAUGAGGACAAUGAAAUGAAUGACACUUAUGACUACAGCCAGUAUGAAUCAAUCUGCAUAAAAGAAGAGGUCCGGCAGUUUGCAAAAGUCUUCCUCCCUGCCUUCUUCACAGUAGCCUUUGUCAUUGGACUGGCUGGGAAUUCCAUAGUGGUGGCAAUUUACACCUAUUACAAAAAACAGAGGACCAAGACAGAUGUGUACAUCCUGAAUCUGGCUGUGGCAGACUUGUUGCUUCUGGUCACGUUGCCUUUCUGGGCAGUGAGCGCAGUUCAUGGGUGGAUUCUAGGGAAAAUUAUGUGCAAAGUAACUUCGGCCCUGUACACUGUAAACUUCGUCUCUGGGAUGCAGUUCCUGGCUUGUAUCAGCAUUGACAGAUACUGGGCAAUCACUAAGGCCCCCAGCCAAUCAGGAGCGGGGAGACCCUGCUGGAUCAUAUGUUGCUGUGUGUGGGUGGCUUCUAUCUUGCUGAGCAUACCCCAGCUGGCUUUUUAUACUGUGAAUCCCAAUGCCAGGUGCACGCCCGUCUUUCCCCACCACCUAGGAACAUCCCUGAAAGCCUCCAUUCAGAUGCUGGAAAUCUGCAUCGGCUUUGUGAUUCCCUUUCUUAUCAUGGGGGUGUGCUAUGCCAUCACUGCAAGGACACUCAUCAAGAUGCCCAACGUUAAAAAGUCUCGCCCCCUCAAGGUCCUGCUCACAGUGGUUGUAGUUUUUAUUGUCACUCAGCUGCCUUAUAACAUUGUCAAGUUCUGCCAAGCCAUAGAUGCCAUCUACUUGCUGAUCACCAACUGCGACAUGAGCAAGCGCAUGGAUGUUGCCAUCCAAGUCACAGAGAGCAUCGCGCUCUUCCACAGCUGCCUCAACCCUGUCCUGUAUGUCUUCAUGGGUGCCUCUUUCAAAAACUAUAUCAUGAAAGUGGCCAAGAAAUAUGGAUCCUGGAGAAGACAGAGACAGAAUGUGGAGGAAAUUCCUUUUGAUUCCGAGGGCCCUACAGAGCCAACUAGUUCUUUUACCAUUUAAAUUUAAAACUGCUCUCUGCUUUUUGCUUGGGGACACACACACACACACACACACACACACACACACACACACACACACACACACACACACGUGAUGGUUCUUCCUCAAAUAAAAUAUUUGUGUUACACUGA
Molecule: messenger RNA, 1539 nt
Organism: Phodopus roborovskii (desert hamster)
Lineage: Eukaryota; Metazoa; Chordata; Mammalia; Rodentia; Cricetidae
Gene: Ackr4
Product: atypical chemokine receptor 4
Exons: 2
Coding region: 338-1408 (356 amino acids)
Biological process (GO): G protein-coupled receptor signaling pathway; chemotaxis; immune response
Cellular component (GO): membrane
Molecular function (GO): chemokine receptor activity; chemokine binding; scavenger receptor activity
Source: RefSeq, a predicted model, not a curated record